CAUGAUUUAGGCCUGGUGGUGAAUUUAGGGUUUUGAGGCCCUAAAUCGGGUUCUCAGAGUGUGGGAGUUGGCGGCAAUGGAAGCCAAGAAGGGAGCGAACCGGAAACGGAGAACACCCCAAAACGGAGAAUCUCAGACCAAGAAGAAGAGGAAGCAUGAAGAAGUUGAUGGAAAAUCGAAGUCGUCGAGUAGUUUUCUGGAUAAAAUGAGGGCGAGGUUAUCAGGAGGGCAUUUCCGGAUGAUCAACGAGAAGCUCUACACUUGCACUGGAAGCGAGGCGCUUAGCUAUUUUGAAGAAGACCCUGCGUUAUUUAAUGUGUAUCAUGCAGGAUAUCAAGAGCAAAUGUUACAUUGGCCUCAGCAACCAGUUAAUAUUAUCAUAAAAUGGCUAAAGGAUCACAGCCCUUCUUUGAUUGUGGCUGAUUUUGGAUGCGGGGAUGCUCGCCUCGCAAGAAAUGUGAAGAAUAAAGUUUUCUCCUUUGAUCUUGUCUCAAGUGAUCCUUCAGUGAUUGUUUGUGAUAUGUCAAAUACGCCGCUUGAAUCUUCAUCGAUUGAUGUUGCUGUUUUCUGCCUUUCACUGAUGGGGACUAACUUCUCAAACUAUCUUCAGGAGGCACAUAGAGUUCUUAAACCAUGUGGUUGGCUUCUGAUAGCAGAGGUAAAGAGUAGGUUCGAUCCAACUAAUGGAGGAGCAGACCCAAAUAGGUUUUCAAAAGCCAUCUGCAAACUAGGUUUUACACUAGAAUCAAAGGACUUUUCAAAUAAAAUGUUUAUCUUGUUAUACUUCAAGAAAAAGGAGAAGCAAAACUCCAAGGUAAAGGAAAUUGAUUGGCCAGAGCUGAAACCUUGUUUGUACAAGCGCCGUUGACCUCACACCAAACUACUUCUGCUAUGCAAUUAUCAGGGAUGCAAUUGCAUUGCUGUACUUGUUACUUGGAAUAUUAACCAUUAACUGUGCUGCCCCUUUAUCAUCAUGGAUGCAUUGAUUUGCAGCAGCACAGGCAUGCAUAGAUUCACUUCAGAGGGAUUUGAGUGAAACUUUUGAACCCCGUCUUUAUAAGAAGUAUAGCAACUGUAGAUUUGGAAUAAUCCAAAUCAAUUUGACGGGAGUACUUGCAUUAGGUUCUUUGCUUAAUGUAUUAUAAAUUUCCGAAAUUUUGUUUUGGUUGAGCCGUCUGUAAUUUUGAGACAUACAUAUAAUAGAAUUUUAUUUGCAUUGAGUCUUGGUUAAA
Messenger RNA from Vitis riparia (riverbank grape), 1232 nucleotides. RefSeq names its product ribosomal RNA-processing protein 8. The transcript has 8 exons. Gene Ontology annotation, molecular function: methyltransferase activity. Lineage: Eukaryota; Viridiplantae; Streptophyta; Magnoliopsida; Vitales; Vitaceae. Gene Ontology annotation, cellular component: nucleolus. The record is from RefSeq and is a predicted model, not a curated record. The coding region runs from base 77 to 868 and encodes 263 amino acids.